AUGGAUCCCUCAACAGGGCCGGGCACACCGUCCCAUCCAUCUCAUCAGUCCCACGAUAGCUCGACCACCGCAUCGCCCACUGAUACUCGUCAUCAGCCCUCGAGGUUCGACUCGUAUGUCGCCUCCCGCGACGAAGGUCUGUCCGAAAGUUUCCAGUCCUUCCAGUCCACCGACACGGUGCGGAGGCGCCCAGAAGGUGGUGGCUACGGUUCUAUACAUACCCAAGGUUCCGGCUCUCAGUACCUGGGCGACCCGUCUGCCCACGAUCGAUCGCAUUCUCGCUCGACAACAACUGCUAGUGCUAGAUCGCCCAUGAUGGGUCCCGAACGCCCCAAAGCCGCGAAGCCGCGAAAGCCUCCCAUGCCCCGUCGACUGUCGACCAACCCAUCAGCACCACACCGCGGCGAGUUCUUUUCUGUUGACGACGACAUCAAUGAGGUCGAGGCAGAUGCCGUUGGCCGCCAUCAAAGCCGCCAGGGCAGCACCGCUUUUGGCACCCGCCGCCGACCUCAACUGGCCACCACUCUGUCGCGCGUCCAAUCUUCCCGCAGCGACACUGGAGUCGAUGACGACGACGACGACGACAAUGAUGAGGUCGAAGAUGGUCCACGGACGCCGAGAGCUGACGACGAAACCCCCGAGGAUGCUGAGCGCGUUCCUUCGAUACACCCUGAUGAAGAGGACAUUGAUGCCGAGUCAGAUGGCGACGUGAGCGACGCCGAGAGCUUUACGCUCAAGGAUCGUCAGCAGGCCAUCAACCAGACCCAUCCUUUUGGCAUCAGGUUGUGGAAGCCUGCGUUGUACAAGAAAGAUCGUUCGGUGCAGAAGAAUGCCGAGGGCGAUAUUCAUUCGUCGCCUGGCGGAAGAGUUCACACCUGGCUUGUCUUCUUCAACCUUCUUUGGACCUUGUUGUUUGGUUGGUGGAUGGCUGCUUUCUCGGCUCUCGGCGCCCUGGUUUGCUUCUUGUUCGCAGCAACUCCUAGCGGCAGGGAAUACGGCAGAGUUCUCUGGGGCUUGGCUGGCUAUCUCUUCUAUCCAUUCGGCAAAUAUGUGCGCCUGGAGCAGGAUGACGCCUACCUUGACGAGGACCAAGGCGAAGGACGAAGCAUUUCCGAGUAUGAGCAGUGGCAGAGUGGUGAUCUGGAAUACGGCCGCCUCUUCUUUGGUCCGGAGGGAUCCGAACGCAGCCGAUCCAUUGUUGGACGCUCGCGGAGGAGCAUCGACUCGGAACCGAGCGAGACUGACAGCCUCCUGGGCCGUUCUCGACGCGGGGAGCGAAGCCAGACACCACCCCAGAUCAAACGCCGGUUGUUCGGAAGAGGCCAGUGGAACAUUGGACGCGUCGUCUUCUUCCUGUUCUUCUACCUCUUGCUCUCGCCCUCGUUGAUCCUGGUAUCCUUGAUCUGCUGGUUCCUCGUCUUCUCGAUCCCAAUGGGCAAGGUCACCAUGCUGCUUUUCGACCAAUUGCGCCGCCACCCCUUGGCGCUCUCAUUCGAGUCUGAUAUCGUUCUCGCCCGCACAGCUGACACGCCGCACUCGUCAAUCUUGCUGUGCACGUACCGCGCUGUCGGUAUCAAGUACUGGAAGUAUACCAUUGACGGCACGAACGUGUUCUUGAUCAACCUCAUGGGAGUUGUCUUCUUCGUCAUCUUUGACUAUCUUGUUCUCGACCAAGUUCUUGGUUUGGAGCUCUUCAUCACGUCACCCGCUUUCCUCUUCAUUGCCGGCUUAUUCUCCAUCGUUCCGCUCGCCUACUUCAUCGGCCAAGCCGUCGCCUCCAUCUCGGCACAGUCUUCGAUGGGUGUUGGCGCUGCUAUCAAUGCUUUCUUCUCCACCAUUGUUGAGGUGUUCCUUUACUGCGUUGCCCUGACCCAAGGCAAAGGUCAACUGGUGGAAGGCAGCAUCGUGGGAAGCAUUUUCGCCGGUAUUCUUUUCCUCCCGGGCCUCUCCAUGUGUUUCGGUGCCAUCAAGCGCAAGACGCAGCGCUUCAAUGCCAGGUCUGCCGGUGUCACUUCGACAAUGUUGCUUUUCGCAGUCCUCGGCGCCUUUGGCCCCACGCUCUUCUACCAAAUCUACGGCACUCACGAGCUCAACUGUUUGGACUGUGUCAACCACGGCGGCAUUGGGGGAGGUCUGUCUCCUGUCGGGGAUGGGCGCGACUGCAAGCGAUGCUUCUUCUCCCAGACUCCAGCGCUGAAUGAUCGUUUCUAUAUUGAGGCUGUCCGCCCGUUCUGCUACUUCUGCGCCACGUUGUUGUUCCUCUCCUACAUUGUGGGACUCUGGUUCACGCUGCGAACCCACGCUGCAGUCAUUUGGCACUCUGAAAUCGACGAGAAGAAGCACGAAGAGGCACACGCACAGGCUCAUGCGCAAGCUCACGCCAGACAGUCGGGUCCUCACUCAUUUGCCGAGACCACCGGCACCUCGGUCGACGUCCGCGACUCUCAUCUUUACAAACGCAUCCUCGGUCAGUCGCUGAAGCAGGUUGGCCUUGCAAACAAGAAAGAUGACGGCUCUCGCCAGGGGUCCGUCACCGGACUGGGAUUGAGUGCUGGCAAUGGCGGCGUCAGUAUCCCGCACGUCGUUCCCCCCAAGUCCAGUGGGAGCGAUACGGUCCGCUCUACGGUCCACAUCCCCGGGUUUUCAGAGGCGGAGAACAACGCUUUGGUCCGAGAGGUAGCAGAGAUGGCGGCCACUGCAGCUACAAUUGCCGCAAGAGAGCGGAUGCCUCGCAGAACCUCGGCUCUCCCCGCAGGUUCAACUGCUGCUACCUCCUCCCGCCCUCCGGCUCCGCGUACCGCUACGGUUGCCGAUAACGAAGAACUCGCAGCAGCCAGCACUGUCCAAGCACCCCAUGGUGGACACGACGCUCCCAACUGGAGCCGAGGCAAGAGUGCCUUCAUUCUCAUGGGAGCUACCGUACUCUAUGCUAUCAUUGCCGAGAUCUUGGUGGACACUGUAGACGUCGUUCUUGAGGGCUUCGCUAUCGAUGAGAAGUUCUUGGGCAUCACACUUUUCGCACUGGUUCCCAACACGACUGAGUUUUUGAACGCCAUUUCGUUUGCUAUGAACGGCAAUAUUGCGCUCUCAAUGGAGAUUGGUUCUGCCUAUGCGCUGCAAGUUUGCUUGCUGCAAGUCCCAGCCCUUGUGCUAUUCUCUGCAAUCUACGUCACCUCUGAUCGUUUCGAAGACGUCGCUGCGCACACCUUCUCACUCCUGUUCCCCCAGUGGGACAUGGUGACGGUCAUCAUCUGCGUGUUCCUCCUCAGCUACAUGUAUGGUGAGGGAAAGAGCAACUAUUUCAAGGGCAGCAUUCUGCUGCUUAGCUACCUUGUAGUCAUUGUGGGCUACUACUUUUCAGGGUAUACCGAGGAUGCCAUGAGCGUGAGUCGUUUUGACGUCAUGGGCGCCAACGGACAGUACUCGACUAUCAAGACUGUUGGCCGGAGAGUGAGCGGCGCUGUUCUGCAGUAA
Colletotrichum phormii is the source of this 3474-nucleotide messenger RNA. RefSeq names its product calcium permease. Bases 1 to 3474 code for a protein of 1157 amino acids. The record is from RefSeq and is a predicted model, not a curated record. The transcript has 3 exons. Lineage: Eukaryota; Fungi; Ascomycota; Sordariomycetes; Glomerellales; Glomerellaceae. Gene Ontology annotation, molecular function: calcium:proton antiporter activity. Gene Ontology annotation, biological process: intracellular calcium ion homeostasis; calcium ion transmembrane transport. Gene Ontology annotation, cellular component: membrane; endomembrane system.